Messenger RNA from Lytechinus pictus (painted urchin), 3077 nucleotides. Its product is annotated as ubiquitin-related modifier 1-like. Bases 36 to 350 code for a protein of 104 amino acids. Gene Ontology annotation, cellular component: nucleus; cytoplasm. The transcript has 5 exons. Gene Ontology annotation, biological process: tRNA thio-modification; protein urmylation. Gene Ontology annotation, molecular function: protein tag activity. NCBI's taxonomy places the organism in Eukaryota, Metazoa, Echinodermata, Echinoidea, Temnopleuroida, Toxopneustidae. The record is from RefSeq and is a predicted model, not a curated record.
UGCAGUAUUAUAGCUACCGUACCUGUAAAUUAAAUAUGGCAGCGCCCACUGGUGAAAUUCACGUGAAGCUUGAAUUCAGUGGUGGAGCAGAGUUAUUAUUUGACAAGAUCAAGCAUCAUGAUGCUGUUUUGAACUGCAGUCACAACAAAUGGACAAUCAAGACAUUGCUGGUUUGGAUCAAAGAUAACCUUCUGAAAGAGAGACCAGAGUUAUUCAUCCAAGGAGACACGGUGAGACCUGGUAUUCUGGUCCUUGUAAAUGAUGCUGAUUGGGAAUUAGUGGGUGAAUUAGAGUACGAGAUACAAAAUAAGGACAAGAUUAUCUUCAUAUCAACCCUUCACGGUGGAUGAGCUGCCUUUGACAGUUUCACUCGGGAAAAUAAAAUUGAAAGUUUAACUCAAAAUAAGAUGGCCUCGGGCGAUGCACAGCCGGCUACCCCCCAAGCCCGCCCUCACAAGUCGGCCAAACCGAAGGUCAAUCCAGCGGCGGUGAGUAUCCGGAAGCGUCAGCCCCGCAGACUUCCGAAGCGCAAGAAUGACAUCUACGUGACUCGCAAGUCUAACUUUGCCAGCCAGAUGGAAAAGUGUGAGAAACUCUUUGACGGGGGAGAGAAAGAGGUGUUCAUUCAUGGUCUUGGUGCAGCUAUCAACAGAGCACUAAACAUUGCUCUUCAGUUGGAGUCCCGAAGUCUUGGCACACUCCAGAUAUCCAUCAGCACUUCCACUGUCAACCUGGUGGACGACAUCGAACCACUCUGCGAUGAAGGGGACUUUGAUACGAGGGAGAGAAGCAACUCUGCUGUCCAUAUUAGAGUGUUUAGGACUGAAAGCAAGAAAAUGGAUGGGCCAAAUAAGUGAUGUGACUUAUAACCAUGGCCAAGGUCUUUUUUGAGAAAGGAUGCAGACAUUCCGUGGUGAUGAUAAAGUUGUAUGAUGAACUAAUCUUUUCUCUCCUUUCUCUGGUUUUAGAAUUUAAGUUUGUAGCAGUGUCAGUUGACUCACCUUUGGUUUUCACUGAAACGUACAUCAGAGCAUAUUAGAUGAUGAUUUGAUCUCAUGGGAAUUAAAACAGUUAAUGGAGGAAUAAACCUUUUAUUCUUCAAAAAUAUGAAUGUUGGUUUAUGGUUAUUCCACAUGAGAGAAACAAUCACCUCAUUUUGUGUUUGAAGGAAAACAAUUAAACUGAAAGUACAGAAUACUCAAACUCUUGGAUGAAAAGAAGCAUAUAAGAAAUAAUGCCAUUAUAAUUCAUGCAAUUUUGAUUGCAAUAGAUAUUUUGUUUUGUGAAAAUUGCUUAAGUUUCUGGUAAUUAUGUUACCAUGGUUAAAUCUAUGAUAGAUCACAUAUUUGCAAGAAAAACAAAUUUGCAUUCUCUUAAAGUAUUGAUUAUGGAAUUAUGAUUUAUGGUAACAGAAAAUAUUUUUGAGACCUAUUUACAAUUAAACAAGAGUCAUUAUUAGGGGCAGUUAGUUUCCAUUUGAACAAAAAACAGCCUAUUCUAUUUCUGAAAACCUGCAAUUCCAUUUCAACCUUGAAAGAAAAUGUAGACGGCAAAAAACUUGAAUUCAAUUUUGUGAAGGUAAAUUCAGUGAAUUUUGCAUGAAAAUUAAAUAACUAAAACUAGUUUUCCACUUUUAUUUUAAUACUGGCAGACAGAAAAUCGAUGUCUCUAAAUUAUGUAAAUGGGAUCAAGUAGUUUUUGCCACACCAUGUUUGAUAUGUGUACAUGAUUUGUAAAGCUCUCAUUAGCUCAAGAGUUCAUGCAAAGAUUAUGACAAAGUUGCAAUGAGUUAACCUGUUGACUUUUGUGAUUCACAUAAUCUUUGUAUAAGGAUUUCAGGAUCUUUUAGCACUUGCUUCUAACUUGCAAUAGUAAAAGAUAAAACAAAACACACAAAACGAAAGCAGUGUAGUUUAGCCAUUUUUGUACAGGUACAUGUACUUGAUUUGAAAAUAAAAUGAAGUCAAAUUUGUUUUUAAAAAAAUCAUGGGAUUAUUGGAAUAACAAAUGCAUUUAUGUAACUUGAUGCUAAAGUGAUAGAUGAUAGGUGGCCCAGUGGAUUAGUCUCCAGACUUUGAAACAGAGAGUCAUGGGUUGAAUCCUAGCCAUGUCAUACUUUCUUUCAGCAAGAAAUUGAUCCACAGUGCGCUGCACUCGACCCAUGUGAGGUGAAUGGGUACCCGGUAAGAUAAAUUCCUUGAACGCACUGAGCACCUUUAGCAGCUGGAGCUAAAUAUGGAUAGUGCGCCAUCAGCUCCUCAUAAAUGCUAUACAUUUUUAUUAUUAUAGAAAUAAAUAACAAUACAAAAAAAGAAAUGAAACAUAACUGUAAUAACCAUAAGACGUUCAAAUCUGAACUAAAUAAUUAUCUUUUUCCCGGUAUUGUGUGAAUGAUAUCUGACAUAUUGUUAGAGUAAAACACCUUUGUCUUGUCACAUAUAAAUGCCACUAUAAAACUGUUGUACAUAAACAUCAGUGUAUAUUUUCUCUCUUGACAUUUUCCCUGUUAGCCAUAGGCUACCCAAUAGACUCUGGAUGAGCCCAAAGACAUAUCAAUAUAAAGCUGUUUAAUACGUAAUAACAAGUGAAGUAUUAUGGCCCUUCGUCACCCGGCUUAUAAUAUACACCACCUGUGAAUAUAAUUCAUACAUCAAUGUGCACAGGUUAGGAGUGAUUCUGUUAACCCUAGUUGUGUGCACUAUAUAACUCACCGCCUCAUUGGUCAGAUCAUUCUCGAGAAUGCGUGUUAUUGGUCAAUCUACCAAUCAAGUUGUGCUUUUAAUACUGUAUGCAUUUUACCACAGGUCUGUGGAUAAUUGAAAGUAAAAUUUUUUCCCAUUUCAAAUACAGCCCAUCAGGAAUAUAUAGCAAAAUUAGUUUGUAUCUUAGUGUUGAUUCUGAGUUUAAAAAAAGGAGAGUUUUUUUAUGUCUCCAUUCAAUUUAACUUUUGUUUUUCAUGUUUUUUAUCAUGAUAUUAUAUAUUCAGUUUCUUUUUGUUAUAUGAAUCAAAUAUGAUAAUGACGAGUUCAACUCUCACAUUAGUUUCUAAUAAAUAUUUGGGAUAUUAUUGAAAAAAA